Molecule: messenger RNA, 1274 nt
Organism: Durio zibethinus
Lineage: Eukaryota; Viridiplantae; Streptophyta; Magnoliopsida; Malvales; Malvaceae
Gene: IMPL2
Product: inositol monophosphatase family protein
Biological process (GO): L-histidine biosynthetic process
Molecular function (GO): histidinol-phosphatase activity
Source: RefSeq, a predicted model, not a curated record
AGAAUUUAAAGUCCUACCUUUUCCUUUGCUCUUCUCCUCUCGCCUUCCCGCAUAUUUUAUAAACCCCUCUUCCUUCCAAAUGUUCUCCCAAUCCCAAUCCCAUUUCCUUUCUACAACUCCCUCCAAAUCCCACCCUUUCUCUCGUGCCUCUUUCUUUACCAGAACAAGUCCCUUCCUCUCAUUUCCUUCCUUCAAAAGCCCCCUGAUUUCUCUCCAAACAAAACCCAUGACUUCCAUCUCCCAACUUUCUAACCAUGCCGACUAUUUAUCGUUAAACGACACCCAACUCGACCGUUUUGUCGACGUCGGCAACAAGCUCGCUGAUGCCGCCGGCGAUGUCAUUCGCAACUAUUUUCGAAAGAAAUUCGAGAUUCUUGAUAAGGAAGAUUUGAGUCCGGUAACAAUUGCUGACCAAGCAGCUGAGGAAUCUAUGGUUUCGAUUAUAUUGGAGAAUUUUCCCUCUCAUGCAAUUUUUGGAGAGGAAAAAGGCUGGAGAUGUAAAGAGAAAUCUACAGAUUAUGUUUGGGUUUUAGACCCAAUUGAUGGCACAAAAAGUUUCAUAACUGGAAAGCCUGUGUUCGGUACUCUUAUUGCUUUACUGAAGGAAGGUAAACCAAUUCUUGGUAUAAUUGAUCAGCCUGUACUUAGAGAAAGAUGGAUUGGCAUAAGUGGAAGGAAAAGUACAUUGAAUGGACAAGAAGUGGCUACACGAACUUGUAUGGAACUGUCACGAGCAUAUUUGUACACAACAAGUCCACAUCUGUUCAAUGGAGAUGCUGAAGAGGCAUUUGCCCGAGUUAGAGAUAAGGUCAAAGUUCCAUUAUAUGGCUGUGACUGCUACGCUUAUGCCCUCUUGGCUUCUGGUUAUGUGGAUCUUGUCAUUGAGUCUGGUCUUCGGCCAUACGAUUUCCUUGCACUUAUACCUGUUAUAGAGGGUGCUGGGGGUGUUAUAACUGACUGGAAUGGGCAUCAGCUUGACUGGAAAGCUUCUUCAGAUUCACGCCCAACAAGCUUUAAUGUAGUGGCAGCCGGAGACAAACAGAUUCACCAACAAGCUUUAGAUGUCCUGCAAUGGCGUUGAAGAUAUUUUAUGCGUUUAACUCUUAACUUCCAUACAGAUGGAAAGCAGCGACAGAAUCCGACCUUUUUUCUGGGAAUAACUUGACUCCCCAAUUAUUGCUGCUCUCAGUCUCAUUAUUACUAGUACGUUGUUAGAAAAACAAGCUUAUUCUUCAUGCAUUUUAUGACUAAAUGUCAGUGUCGACAAUGAGAAG